UAGUUGUAACAGUUUUCCUUGUAGUUUUCACAAUAGUUUUUUCAGCUUGAUUUUGAAUUUCAGCUUCGAUUUCCUGGACCAAAAAGGGGGUCCUGGAUUUGGACCUGCUCAAAGUCCUGGAAUUUCUCGGCCUUAGCUCCAUGUUGUUUGUAGGGCUAAAAAGCCUCUUCUGCUUCAAUCCAGCCAGGGGAGAGUUCUCUAAAAUAGAUUCUAUUUUUAAGCCGUUUAUUUUCAUUGCUCGCCUAUUUUAGGUUGAUUUAUUAAUUAGUAAUGUACUAACCUUUGAUUUUUAGUUUGUUGAAGGUCUUGGGGCUCCACUAACAUUUACCUAAUUAAAAUAAUUUGUAUUUAAAUAAAAUAGUAAAAUAAACACAUUUAUUCAUUGGCCUAGAAAAAUCUCAUUCAAUAAACAUCGUUACUACAAAAUGGUGACAUCAUAUUUUUAUUUACAAAGUUGGCAUUUGUAUUGUGACGACAUCUAGCGAAAUAGGUUUGUACUAAUUUUUAUCAACAAAGUUGACAUUUUGAUUGUGGCGACAUCUAGCAAAAUAAACACAAACCUUGUUAAAUUCAAAUUUUGAAUUUGGCACUAACAGAUCAAAUUUUUGAAAAAAAAAAAAUUACUGUUUGGAAAUAAUGUCGAAAUGCGAGCAUUUAAUUCCCGAAGAAAAUCUACAAAGCAUCCAAAACGAACUAAUAUGGGGCCUCGCCUAUAGAAACUAUAAAGAAAACGCCAAAAAACAACCCAUUGCCCCUGUUAAAUCACCCCUUGAUGUCCCAUUUGAAAUAUGCCGAGCCAAACUGAGACUGGAACAAACCCGAAAACCAACUAUUGUAGACGUUGAGGAAAUAAAAACAGAAAAAGCGAAAAAAAACAUUCAAAAACCUCAAAAACCCACUUUACUUGACCGAAAUGUUUGGUCGCAAAACGAAUACAUGGACUUUUUGUCCAUACCGAAUCAAAAAUUCGACGAAAAACCCAAAACUAGAAAGUACAAGAAAGUUUGCAUGCUGGAACCUUGUUCGCCAAGAUUCAUACAACUUGCUAUACCAAAUAAACGAAGAGUUUACGCUAAUUGGAAAGAUUAUGCCAACAUUUUGCCAACAGAGAUGUUGAUGCGAUACGAGGAAAUUUUGCAUACAGAUCAGAAUUUGGAUCCCAAAGAGGCGCGUUAUUAUUACAAGAAACUAGACAGACAAAACCGCAAAGAAAAAAUGAAAAAGAAGCGCGCAGCAAAACUCAAACAACAAGCCAAACAAAAAGAUUGCGGCUGGCUCAAAGACCUAACCGAACUCCUUGCCGGCGACAUCACGAACUACAUCCAAGACGAGCCCUUAUUGGCCCUCAACUACAAACAGAUGCUUCUAUCCGAUGGAAUCCUGGACCGGCUGGAACAAACCAAAAAGCUAAAGAAACCCAGCCGCAAAACGAAGAACCACUACAAAAAAACCAUCAUUGAAGUUUCUGAUAAAAUGGCUGUUUGGAUUGAUACUUUGACCAAAUUCGUAGAUGUCCAAGCUAUUGAUUCCGUUGAUGAUAUUCCUCCAGUUUCGAUUUCUUCCUUAGGAGAAGGCGAAGCUAGUGAAGAAGGCGAAUCUUAUGAGUCUACAACCGAUGAAGAAGAAAAAAGUGGUUGGUUUGGUAAGGGAGGCGAAGGCGAACAAGAUGAAUUCAAUGCUGAUGACGAUGAUGAGUGGUUUGAAAAGGUUGAAGGCGAAGAAGGUUUGGGUUAUGAUGAUUUAGCCCAAGAAAUACUAAAACCUGGUCAAGGUGAAGGCCUGGCUGAUUUAGAAGAGACUUUGUCUGGAUUAAAUGGAGAUAUUUUGGAACAACUUAUACAAAUAUUGAGCAAGUGUUCAGAUGAAUUUUUGGAUAGUUUCAUUGAGGAAGCUCAAUUGCCUGAUGUCACUUAUAGAGAUGUGCUUGAUAGGCUUAAAGAAUUAAAGAAAAAAUUGUAUCCAACUGAACAUGAAAAGUUCUUCCUGGAACAAAUAAUGAUCGAUUGGGCAAUGCAAAAUGAUCCAGAAAACGUCAAUGAUAAGGUUUUAAUGAAAAUCCACGAAGUGUCCGCUAUUUUGGAAGGCAUGCUGGGUAAAAAGGCUGAUGCAGGAGAACAAAGCGAACUUGAGGGCGGUGAAGGCGAAGAUGGGGAAGAAAAGCCUGAUGAUGGUGAAGGUCCAGAGAAAGGCGAUGAUACGCUUGAAGGAACCGAACAAGAUACAACUGCAGAAACUGAAGAAGAAUUUGUUGAUGACGACAAAAAAGAUGAGGAAGGUGUUGGAGAAGAGGGCAAAGAAGGCGAAGAAGGAGAAGAAGGCAAAGAAGGAGAAGAGGGCAAAGAAGGCGAAGAAGGAAAAGAAGGCGAAGAAGGAAAAGAAGGCGAAGAAGGAGAAGAAGGAAUAGAAGGAGAAGGAAUAGAAUGGGAAGAAGGAGAAGAAGGAAUGUUAGAUCAAGCAAUAGCAGAUGAAGAUAAAGAAUUUUUAGAAUUCCCAGAGGGCGGGGAGUCAUCCGCAAUAGAUCAAGAUGAUAAAGACAAAGACGAACUUACUGAUGCCGAUGAAAUAGAAGAAGGCGUACAAGACCUCGAUGAAGAAGAAAAAAAAGCAACUGAAGGAGGAAUAAGCGGUGCGCAACCGAGAUCGCUAAAGUCGCUACCUCAUAUGCCUGCUGGAUCAGGAGCCGUACUAAGGUCAAGACAAAUACUAAAAACUGAUAGUACUAAAUUUCCAAAAGAAUCAACUCUUACUGGUAAAAUAAUCAAAGGCCACAAACCACCGAAAGUAUCCGAACACAGUCCGGACACAGUUUGCUGUUUGUCCCUAAAAACCUGGGCCGUAUGGCUUCUGGAAAUCACCCAAAACGCUCACAAUUGGACCCAAUGGAUGAGCUGCGUAAUUCAAAAAAUCAGAGAGUUUGCCUCGAUAGUUCGUGGCGACAUAAAAGAAUCAGAUGGCAAAGUCAAAGUUUUAAAGAAAUCUGAAUGGAGGAAGUUUACUAGGGAAACUGAAGAAUCUAUAGUGGCUUGGCGUCAGUACAGUGCGCACGUCAAGGAUCUAUCUCAGACGAUUUUGGACAGUUUCCAUGGCAAAAAUGUCAAUUGCUGUCCGAAAUGUUUGCAAGAUCACUUGAUUACUGAUGUAGUUUUCGCCCACAAUACCCUACAAGCUUUAACUGAGGCAAUCAAUUGCGCAACUUACUGGCAACGUUGUUUGGACAGUUUGGUGGACAAAGCUUGCCAAUUGGUUACCGUUCCAGAACAUGCUUCUACUGAUCCAGAUUCAGCUCAGAAGUCUAGUUCUUCGGAAUCAGAACCAGAUGAAGCCGUUCUAGAAGAUGUGGCUGACAUUUCAAUAGGAACAGGAAGCGGCGCGUCUGAUAUCUACGAAAUUGAAGGCCUCUAUUCGAGUACCAAAGGAAGUUUGGUUUCAGCUGACUAAUAAAGCUUUAUUAUUUUUUA
Messenger RNA from Ceutorhynchus assimilis (cabbage seed weevil), 3458 nucleotides. The record is from the annotation of a GenBank genome assembly. NCBI's taxonomy places the organism in Eukaryota, Metazoa, Arthropoda, Insecta, Coleoptera, Curculionidae.